AUGUCAACACGUAGUGAUAGAGAUUGGAUGUACAAAAGGUUAGAUCAUGGGUAUCUUAGCACAGCAUAUCAUGCAUCCGUCAAAGGAUUUCUAGAUGUUGCUUUUUCUAAUGAAGCAACUGUUGAUGGGGAUUAUAUUAGAUGUCCUUGUUUUAAAUGCAAGAACAUGUAUUAUAAAACAAGAGGUGAUGUAGAGCUUCACUUGUUACAAAACGGUUUCACUCCUAAUUAUACAACUUGGUGGGCACAUGGUGAAAGAAAUGCGAUAUCUCAGCAUGAGGAAGAAUCUUCUAAUCCGAUGCAGGAUCCGAUGGAAGAUGAUGAUGAUGAUGUUAAUGGGUGUACACAAAUGUUGAUGGAUGUAAUGGAAGAACUCCCGAAUCCAACUACCAAGGGGUUCUAUGAUAUGUUAGAAGACGCUGAUGAACCUUUGUGGGAUGGAUGUGAAAAUUAUUCAAAAUUACAAGCUGCAACAGAGUUGUUGCAUUGGAAGUCAGAAUAUAAUAUAUUUGAGGCUGCCUAUAAUCACAUACUUCCUAUAAUUAAGCGGAUGCUACCCAAAGGUGAGAAACUAGUUGAGAACUUCUAUGAGACGAAGAAGCUUUUGAAAAUAAUUAGACUCCCAGAAAAAAAGAUUCAUGCUUGCAAAAACCAUUGCAUGAUAUUCUAUGGGGCAGAUUCUGAUUUGACUAAGUGUCGAGUGUGUGAUCAUGAUCGGUACAAGAGUGGCAAACUGCCUUAUCUGGUUAUGAGGUACUUGCCGAUUGCUCCUAGACUCCAAAGGUUGUAUUUAACAAAAAAGAGGGCAAAGCAAAUGACAUGGAACUAUGAACAUCAGACCGAACCGGGUUUGAUGGUCCAUCCAAGUGAUGGUGAGGCUUGGAAGCAUUUCGACUCAACGCAUCCAGAAUUUUCAAGUGAACCACGGAAUGUUCGCGUUAGGCUAUGCACCAAUGGGUUCAGUCCAAAUAACUCAAAUACAACCCCGUAUUCAUGUUGGCCUGUUUUCCUUUCAAUUUAUAACUUGCCUCCUUGGAUGUGCUUAAAAGAACCAUAUGUUCAUUUAAGCAAAGUUAUUCCUGGAAAAAAGAGCCUAGGUCAAAAUAUAGAUGUGUUUCUCAGGCCGCUAAUUGACGAGUUAAAGAUGCUAUAUACAGAUGGUGUUGUGACUUAUGAUGCUUCGACUAAAUGUAGUUUCACAAUGAAAGCUAUACUUCUUUGGACAGUUAGUGACUUUCCUGCUUAUGCAAUGUUAUCGGGAUGGAGCACACAUGGCAAGUUAACAUGUCCGUAUUGUAUGGGCGAGUCGGGGUCAUUUCGGUUACACCAUGGUAGUAAACCAUGUUGGUUUGACUGCCAUCGAAAAUUUUUACCUGAACAACACACAUAUAGGGGUGACAAAAAAGGAUUUCUGGCUAAUAAGGUUGAGCGAUCUAGCCCCCCACCAAUAUUAACCGGUGAUCAGAUUUGGGAGCAAGUACGACACUUUCCAACUGUUUAUGAAGCCAAACCUUUUAGAGCGAAGAAUGCAAAAUUGCCUGGUUUCGGGAUUACUCAUAAUUGGGUUAAGAGGAGCAUCUUUUGGGAGCUACCAUAUUGGCAGAAGUUGUUAAUACGGCACAACCUUGAUCCCAUUCACAUUGAGACAAAUGUGUUUGAAAAUAUUUUCAACACCGUGAUGGACACUCCAAAAAGCAAAGACAACAUGAAUGCAAGAAAAGAUAUAGAAAUGUAUUGCAAUCGAGUGCAAUGGCAUACAUGGAAGAAGGGAAAUAAGGAUAUGAAAAAGAGAUCAUCGUUUGCUUUGAGCAAAGAACAAAUGACUUACAACUCUUGCAAACUACUAUUGUUGAAACCAUUUGCAAGUUGGAAAUUUCCACCUGGAUUCUUUGACUCAAUGGAGCAUCUUGUUAUCCACUUAGCUCGAGAAGCUAUGCUUGGUGGUCCGGUUCAAUAUAGGUGGAUGUAUCUUUAUGAAAGGAAGUUGGGAUCAAUGAAAAGAAAGAUAAAAAAACAUGAAAAGGUUGAGGGGUCCAUUGUUGAGGCUUACAUGAUUGGAGAAAUAUCGACUUUUUGCUCACAAUACUUUCUGCCUACAAUUGAAACCCAGUUGAAUCGUGAGUCGCGUAAUUUUGCUCCAUACAUUCCUAGUUAUACCAUGGUCGACUCUCAAUUAAGCAUUUUCAAAGUUCCAUCUCGAAGAUUAUUCGAAAAAAGUGGUCAACGGAGGCCUUUGACAGAUGAUGAGAUGCGUAUUGCUCAUAAUUACAUCUUGAUCAAUUGUGUUGAGGUUCUACCUUUUUUAGGGUUGUUUGAAAAUUAUGUGAUCCAAAGCCAACCUGAUAUGGAUGAUGGAGCAUUUGAAAGGUUUCAUACUGAAAAAUAUGGUGAUGGACGGGUCACACACAAUAGUGGUGUAUGUGUAAGAAGGACUUGUUACAAUGAGUCUGAGUGUGACUAUUAUGGGUUGUUGGAUGAGGUUUUGGAAGUAGAAUAUCAAGGCAUAGGGAGUUGCGUCGUAGUAUUGUUCAAGUGUAUAUGGUUUAACCUUAAUGAAGGGGUACGUGUGGAUCGAAAGCAUAAUUUGGUUGAUAUUAAAUACAAAUCAAGGCUAAGAAAUGAAGAUCCAUUUAUCCUAGCGUCACAAGUAGAACAAGUGUAUUAUGCACCAUAUCCUGCAAUGAAGGAUUUGAAAGAUUGGUGGGCUGUCGUCAAGACGAAACCAAGGGGUGUAUAUGAUCUACGACAAUGUGUUACUGAAGAAGAUGAUGAUGAGGAUGAAGAAGACCAAUUCUUUCAAGAAAGUGAAGUGACUUUACCUUCUACAGGUAGCGGUGCAAAUGAGGUGGCAGGACCCCUUUCUCAUGUAAUUGAAGGAGAAAUAGAAGAAGUUAAUGACAAUGACAUUGAGAGAGAAGAGGAUGAAGAAGUUGAUGAUAACUUGGAUGAUUCAUCCGAAGAUGAUAUUGAAGAUGAAAACAUAUGUGAUGAUAAUUCUGAUGAUGAGUAA
Messenger RNA from Lactuca sativa (garden lettuce), 3009 nucleotides. RefSeq lists its product as uncharacterized. NCBI's taxonomy places the organism in Eukaryota, Viridiplantae, Streptophyta, Magnoliopsida, Asterales, Asteraceae. The record is from RefSeq and is a predicted model, not a curated record.